AGAAGUUGAUAACUCGAAUGUAAAGCAAGAUGUGGAAAUUAAUUCUAUUGGCGGUGGUUGUUGUUACUUCUAGUGCAACAAACUCCUAUGUGGUCGUUGCACCCUCCAAGGUCCGAGCCAACAUGGACCUGUCCCUCAGUGUCAACAUCCUCAACGCCACUGGUGAUGUCACAGUCGUAGCAUCCCUUUUACGUGAACAAACAACAGUGGUCAGUGCUACGAAAGUCUUUCAAGAAGGUUCACCUGGUACACUAAAUAUGAAGUUGCCAGCUGACCUUCCCAGCAGCACCUACACCCUGAAUGUAAAAGGAAGUGGUGGACUGACCUUUGACGAGUCAGAAAACUUGAACUACAACAAUAAGGAAACUUCAGUCUUCAUUCAGAUAAACAAGGCUAUUUUUAAACCAGGGGACAUAGUUAACUUCAGAGUUUUUGGAGUCUACUCUGACCUGAAGUCUUACACAGACCCUGUUGAUAUCUCUAUUUAUGAUGCCGACUCCAACAAAAUCAAACAGUGGCUUCAAGUGACUCCCACCAAUGGUGUGAUUGCACAAGAACUGACUCUGUCCACACAGCCGGUACUUGGAGACUGGAAAAUCUCCGUUGAAGCUGGGAGAACAAAAGAAGAAAAAGUGUUUACAGUCGCCGAAUAUGUUCUCCCGAAAUUCGAGGUGGAUGUUGUUAUGCCAACCUAUGCUAUGACCACAGACAAUGACGUCACAGUGAUAGUCAAAUCUAAAUACACCUAUGGUAAACCAGUCAAUGGUACUGCUGAUGUAUUGGUCAAGUUACAAAAUGAAUUUAUAAAGAGUAUAGACAGCAAAUACCUCCAAGUAAUCAAUGUAAAAUUACGACUGAAUGGUGAGGCCAAAGUGAUCAUCCCAAUGUCCCAGGUGAAAGCCUUCAAUCCAUAUUUAAAUCAGCGUGUUUUGAUAGUCAUUGCCAAUGUGACAGAGUCUUUGACAGGCAACCAGAUGUCAGGAAACGGAACUGUCACAUUGUAUGACAAAGGUGUCAAGUUGGAAUUCCCAGAAUCCAAUCCUAAAACUUUUAAGCCAGGCCUUCAGUACAUCGCCUACUUGAAAAUCAGCCAACCUGAUGAUCUUCCAAUAAUCUCCACCAAUGAGAAGGUUGUGAUCAACAUACGCGUAACAAGUGACUAUUUCUCUGACAUUUUAUCGGACUAUUCAACCAGUGUACUGAGCUUGGCCAUUCCAGAGAACGGCCUAGUUACCAUCCCUGUUGAUGUCCCAGAUUAUGCUACAGAUGUUUACGUUACUGCUACCUUUCGAGGGGUCAGUGAAAAACUGACACUUGAAAAAACUCAUUCCCCAAGCAGCUCGUACAUUCAAAUGAGAUUAAUGUCUGGUCCUGCCAUUAAGGCUGGAGAAAGUAUUUCAUUUGAAAUCAAAGGAACACGACCAUUGGCCACAUUAGUUUACCAAAUCCUAUCAAGAGGUGAAAUGGUCAAAACAGGAACUGUGGAUGCCAAUGGUCAGCUUGUCUACCAGUUCUCUAUACCAUCAGACCCAAGCAUGGCUCCUAACGCAAGAAUUGUUGUGUACUACGUCAGAGAUAAUGGGGAAAUUGUCACAGACAGCAUCAGUUUUGAUAUUUCUGGAGUUUUUAAAAACAAGGUAUCUAUUGACCUUGACAAAACCGAUGUUGAGCCAGGAGAUGAUGUCACACUGACUGUUAAGGCUGACCCAGAUUCUACUGCCUACUGCCUGGCCAUUGACCAAAGUGUUCUUCUGCUCAAAGGAGGAAAUGACGUCACAGAUAAUGACGUAUUCACCGAGCUAAAGGAGUAUGACUCCAAUGAAGACAAGAACAGAAAGAGUAUGGUCUGGUGGCGCCGCUUCCCUAUAGGGCUUUCUCGAAGGUGGCAAUAUCCAGUUUAUUUGGGAGGCAAUGACGCUUAUGAGAUCUUAGAAAAUGCUGGUGUUGUGGUGCUCACUGACGCUAUCGUUUUUCGCUACUGGCGACCACGUUUUCCAGGAGAAACAGAUGACAUCUCGUGGGAUUUGGGAUUAUUUAGACCGAAUCGUUUUCGAGAGUUCGACUUGGAAUUCCGCUCAUCAAUCGAUACUGAGAUAAUGACGCCGCCUAAAACCUCUGAACUGCAGAUCCCCACCCGCACACGUACUGUCUUCUCUGAGACUUUCUUCUGGUCGAAUGUCACGAUUAGUGCCAAUGGGUCAGCUUCUAUUACUGCAACAGUACCAGAUACUAUCACAUCCUGGGUGGCCAGUGCCUUUGCUAUCAACUCAGCUUCGGGUCUUGGUGUUGCACAAACUCAGGCUCAUCUUAGAGUAUUCAGGCCAUUCUUUGUUAGCCUCAAUUUACCAUACUCAGUAACCCGCGGGGAGCAUCUGGCUCUACAAGCUAAUGUUUUCAACUACAUGACUGAAGAUAUGCAGGUCCGUGUGACACUUGCCAAGUCUGACAACUUCUUCAACAUUGAAAUUGAUGCUAACGGAGCUGAAGUUUUGAAACAAGUUGAAAGUGUACAAGAUGUGAUGAUCAAAGCUGGUGAGGCCAAGUCUGUGUACUUCCCUAUUGUGCCAGCUGACUUGGGUAAAAUUGAUAUUGAAGUGAAGGCUCAGUCUACCAAAGCUGCUGAUGCUGUUAGGAGACAACUCUUGGUGGAGGCUGAAGGAGUUCCCAAAAUAUACAAUGUUCCAGUCCUCAUUGAUCUGACAGAAGGCAAAACUAGUUUCUCUAAAACUGUUGAUCUUACUCUACCUUCCAAUACUGUGAAAGGUUCAGAACUGGCCAGAAUAUCCGCUGUUGGUGACUUGAUGGGUCCAACUAUCGCUGGAUUAGAUUCACUUCUUCAGAUGCCAACUGGUUGUGGCGAACAAACUAUGGUUAACCUAGCCCCUAACGUCUACGUAACUGACUACCUUAAAUCAGUGAAUCAACUCAGUGCAGAUAUUCGAACUAAAGCUUUGAACUUUAUGGAAAGUGGUUAUCAAAGAGAACUGACCUAUAAACACACGGAUGGUUCUUUCAGUGCUUUUGGUAACCGUGAUGCAUCAGGCAGUAUGUGGCUAACUGCCUUUGUUACCAGAGUGUUCAAGCAAGCAAAAGCCCACAUCUACAUUGAUGACGAGGUCCUGAUUAAAGCUAUCCAAUGGAUGGUAUCAAAACAAAAUGAUGAUGGCAGUUUUCCAGAGCCUGGAGUGGUUUUGAACAAGAAAAUGCAGGGUCAAGCUGGCUCUGGAGUUGGACUGAGCUUGUAUGUUUUGAUUUCCCUAUUUGAGAAUGAAGAUGUUUUGGCCAACACAUUGCUGGUUGAUGAAGCCAGACAGAAAGCUUUAGCUUACGCUGAACAGGAAGUUUCUAAAACCGAUGACCUUUACAUUCUGAAUAUGGCUACUUAUGCUUUCCAACUUGCCAACAGCAGUCAAGUCCAGACAGUUCUGAAUAAACUUGAGCAGAAAGCCACAGUUAAAGACGGACGUAAACACUGGCACCAACCUGACCAACCCAAGACAACCAACACUUGGGAUUACCCCAACCCUACUAAAGCCGUUGACAUUGAAAUGACAUCUUACGCUUUGUUGACAUACGCUGCCAGAGGAAACAUUGUUGCGGGAAAGAGUAUCAUGCAAUGGUUAACAGAACAGAGAAACUCAAACGGUGGCUUCUCCUCCACACAGGACACUGUGGUGGCCCUGAAUGCCUUGUCAGACUUUGCCAAACAGACCUACAGCAACAAUUUCAAUGUUCAGAUCACCACUCAGCUGAAUGCUACAACUUCUUACACUUUCAACAUUGACAAAACAAAUUCCCUUGUGUUACAGUCUAGAGAAACACCAGAUGUUCCUUCUCAAGUAAAGAUUGAGGCCAGAGGAUCUGGUAUGGCUUUGGUUCAGGUCGCCGUCUCCUUCAAUGUUGAAUCUGAAAUCUUUGAAACAACUUUUGACCUGACUGUUAAACUAAUAGAAGAGACAAUCAAUCAUUUAUUUGUGGAAACAUGUGCCAAGUGGCGUGGCAAAGGACCAAGCAGUGCUAUGGCUGUUGAAGAAAUCGGCAUCCCAUCAGGCUUUGAGGCUGACCUUGAGAGUUUCCCACAGAUGGACAUUCUAAAGCGAAUAGAGACUCAAAACAAGAAAGUUAUCCUUUAUUUUGACCAGAUUGGAACAACACCUGUUUGCCUAAACUUCCGCGCUGUGAGAACUGGACUGAUUGCUAAGUCCCAACCUGCUGCUAUCCGAGUCUAUGACUAUUACGAACCACGUAACCAAGUGACUGCCUUCUAUCAGUCUCAGAUUCUCAAAGAUUCUACUGUAUGUGAUGUCUGCAAAGAAUGUGACAACUGUGUUUAAACUCCAGUUUCUUUGCCUCAAGGAUUGUGCAUGAAAUAUUUUUGAAAGUAUUAAAACUUACAUGUCAACGAAAUCCUAUAGAGUUAGGUUCCACAUUGCUAAACAUUUUGGGAAAGACUUUGCUGCUAAAGAAAUCUGUAAUGGUCUAUUUCUGUACAAUGUACUGUUAAAAAUGUUCAAUAAAUAUCGAAUGUUAUGUGCAAUUCAA
Messenger RNA from Biomphalaria glabrata, 4542 nucleotides. Its product is annotated as CD109 antigen-like. NCBI's taxonomy places the organism in Eukaryota, Metazoa, Mollusca, Gastropoda, Planorbidae. The record is from RefSeq and is a predicted model, not a curated record. Bases 30 to 4334 code for a protein of 1434 amino acids. Gene Ontology annotation, cellular component: extracellular region. The transcript has 37 exons. Gene Ontology annotation, molecular function: endopeptidase inhibitor activity.